AUGACAGAUGUAUCUAAUCACAGUGUUUUUCUCAUACCAUAUAUUAUCUUUCUAUUUUUUCUUGGUAUUCCAUUAUUUUAUCUUGAAGUUAAUCUGGGACAAUUUACUUCUCAAGGUGCAACUCACUGUUGGAAAAUGGCACCAAUAUUUAAAGGUCUUGGUAUUUCAAUGAGUAUAAUGUCAUUUUUUUUCACAAUUUAUUAUACUAUGUUAGUUGGUUAUUCAGUUCUAUAUUUUAUACUUUCAUUUCGUAAGGAACUUCAAUGGGCAACAUGUGGUUCAUGGGCAAAUUGUGUAAGUAAUUUUUCAUCGCUUACAACACAAAGUAAUUAUGAAAAUACUUAUAAAUAUCCAAAUGAUCGUUUUCUUUACACAUUUUUAGGUCAAAAUUUUACAGAAACUAGUUCAUCGAAUAUUACAAAUGGAACACAAUAUGGAAAACCUGUUCUACCAUCAGAUGAUUAUUUUAAUAAUUAUAUAUUAAAUAAAUCGGAAGGUAUUGAUUUUAUAUCAACAAUAGACUGGAGACUUGUAUUAUGUUUACUUGGUACAUGGAUAUUAAUUUAUAUUUGUCUUUUUGGUGGAGUAAAAGUUUCAGGAAAAAUUGUUUAUUUUACAUCAGUAUUUCCAUAUGUUAUUCUUCUUAUACUUGGUAUACGUGGUUGGAUGUUACCAGGAAUGUCAGAUGGAAUAUAUUUUUAUAUGAAACCUGAUGUAAGUCGUUUACGUGAAACACGUGUAUGGAACGAUGCAGCAAAUCAAAUUUUUUUUAUUUUAUCUGUUACAUAUGGUGGUUUAAUAACGUUAUCUAGUUAUAAUAAAUUUAAUCAAAGUACACUUGGAAAUACAUUACUUGUUUCAGUAGCUAACGUAAUAACUUCAAUAUUUGCUGGUUUUGUUAUGUUUGCAUAUUUGGGUUAUUUAGCACAUAUAACUGGACAAAAUGUUACAGAUGUUGUAUCACAAGGUCCUGGUCUUGCUUUUAUUGUUUAUCCAUAUGCAGUAACUACACUUCCAGUAGCACCAUUAUGGUCAAUUCUUUUCUUUUUUAUGCUUAUUUUACUUGGCCUUGAUUCUGUGUUUGCAGGUAUUGAAACAAUUGUUGUAACAGUAACAGAUCAAAUACAGAUAUUACGUCGAUAUAAUGCAUUAGUAACAUUUAUAGUUUGUACAGUACUGUUUGGACUUGGUUUACUUUUAUGUACUAAUGCUGGAUUUUAUUGGUUAACAUUAUUAGAUAAUUUUACUGGUUCUUAUGCAGCAUUUAUUAUUGGUUUAUUAGAAUGUAUAUGUAUUGCUUAUGUUUAUGGUAGUAAUAAUUUUCGUUCGGAUAUUGAAGCAAUGCUUGGUCCAAAAAAUUGGGGUGUACGACUUUAUGUUAUAUUUCAAAUAUGCUGGUCAUUUAUAACACCAUUAGUUAUUAUUGGAUUGAUUGUAUUUACAUCAUUAAAUUAUCCACCACUUGAAGUAGGAAAUUAUAAAUAUCCUCGUUGGGCAAAUAGUCUUGGUUGGGCUUUAAUGGGUUUAAUUUUAUCUGGAUUUGUAUUUUAUGCAAUAUAUGCUAUUAUUUAUUUUGUAAUUAUAAAAAAAAAUUCAUUUAGAAUUUUAAUUAAUCCACAACCAGAUUGGGGACCUUUAUUAGAACAAAAUCGAAAGAAAGUUAAUUAUUAUUAUGGUAAACAUGAUGGAUAUCUUGUUAGAUUAUUUGAUAAAAUCACAAAAAAAACUUUAUCAAAACAAAAAUUAGAUGGAUCAAACAGUAUUGACAUUGAUAAUAAUGGAGAAGAAACAUCAGCAUCAAAUCAACAAGCAAGAAAUCAAGUCGAAAUUGAAUUUACUAUCCGAUUAUAA
This is a messenger RNA of Rotaria sordida, 1851 nucleotides long. Lineage: Eukaryota; Metazoa; Rotifera; Eurotatoria; Philodinida; Philodinidae. The record is from the annotation of a GenBank genome assembly.